AUGCUCCGCUGGGCCGCAGCGCGCGGCAUCACCGACAGCUACACUGGCGGGAGCGAGCGGGGUAAUUUUUCCGCCGAUGCCGGGGAACGCGGAGAGGGUAACGAAGCGCGCGCAUGUUUGGGCUCCACCCUGCGCGUGGCGCACUUCAGCGACGGCGGAGGGCGCGGGCUGGCAGCAGUGCGAGCGAUAGAGCGGGGGGAGGUGGUGCUGCACCUGCCACGGCACGCCAUGCUCUCAUGCGCCGACGUCAGGGCAUGCCCUGCCAUGGCUUCGCUGCUGCCUGCAUUCGCACACCUCUCGUCCCACCAGCUGCUCGUGUGCUAUGUGCUGCUGCAGGCGUCCCUGGGAGCGCAGUCGCCCUGGCAUGCGUACCUGCGCUGCCUGCCGCGCUGCUACACGCUGCUCUCGCGCUUCACCCCACAGCACAUGGCCAUGCUGCAGGUGGGGCGCACCACAUGGCACCCGAAGCCUCAACCCCUCAGCCAUGGCCGCCUUGCCGCGGCCUCGCUCAUUCCUUGGACGCACCCUUCACUUCCAACCUGCCUUCUCUUCCUCUCGUCUGCAUCUCCCUGCCCCCCGCCUCCCACCACCUCUUCUUCCCUGGCACGCCCUCGUCCCUGUGUCGCCCACGCCCAGGUGCCAGAGGCGGUGGCGGAGGCGCACGCAGCAGUGGCGGCGGUGAGGGGCGAGUGGCGGGAGGCGAGGCCGCUGCUGCGAGCCAUGGGCGUGGCGGGCAAGUGGCUCUCGUGGGGCGCAUGGUCGUGGGGGCACUGCACGGUGGGUGGGGCAUGGGGCUUCAUCAGGGGCCGUGCCGUGGCGGUGUGUGUGUGGCGGUCGUGGGGGCGCUGCACAUGCAGUGCUCAGCUUGUGCACAGCGUGUCAGCCUGUGCACAGCGUGCGCUGUGCUGCUGUGAAGCACAUGCCAUGCCAUGCGUGUGUGCCGCUCAAGCCACUGGCCCGCCCGCCCAGGUGCUGCAGCACUGUGUGCAGCUCUUCACUGCACCACCUCCUCUCGCCCUCCCUCUGCCUCUGCUCCGCCCUGCCAUGUGCCAUGCCCGCCCCCACGUGCAGGUGUCAUCGCGCACGCUGUAUGUGCCAUGGGACGAGGCAGGUGCGCUGUGCCCGGUGGCGGACCUCCUCAACUAUGAACCGCUCUCCCCCACUGCUCCUGCUGCCCACCCCACACCACCUGCGCCGCCCCCUUCCCCGUCACCAUCGCCGGCUCAACCUUGUUGCGCUCACAUGCCUGGGGACGUGCAUGGCAGUGCAGCACACACAGAUGGCAGCGCAACACAGGCUCAUUCCUGCACAGCACACACAGACGCCAGUGCAGCACAUGCAGAUGGCAGCACGGCAGGUGAAGCAGUUUCAGUUGGAGCAUCCGAAGGCGAGUGCAUGCGGGAUGCAGCAGCACUGAGAGGUUGCGAGCUGUCCUGCUCCCGUGACUGCACUGCUGUCACGCCGACUGUGGCUUUGGGCUGUCAGCACGCCACCCCUGCAGCGCCCACCUGUGCUUGCAGCCCUGCCACACUGCACGCCUCUCCCCGUCCUGCCACACUCACCUCUGACCCUGUAAUGGACGGUGGUGAUCGUGUGGCAGACGGCUGUGAUCGCAUGACAGAUGGUGGGUACAACGAGGAGGCCCAGGCGUACCACAUAUUCGCACGCAGGCGAUUUGAGGCCGGCGAGCAGGUGAGUGGUUGGCAUGGCAGUGCACGUGCGGUUGUGCUGCUCUGCCCGUCCCCAUGGCACUGUUGCAUUGCAUCACGCACCCUGUGCUGCUGUCGCUCUGCACAAGCACCCCCCUCCCCCUCUUUUCCUCCUCCUUCUUCGCAUCUGGUCUCCCACCACCCCCCCUUCCCCCCUGUGUCCGCCCACCCCUGGCAGGUGGUGAUCUGCUACGGCUGCUACAGCAACCUGCACCUGCUGCUGCACUACGGCUUCCUGCUGCCCGCCAACCCACACGACUGCAUCCCCAUGCACCCCCCCUGCGACCCCCACCAACUCGGCAUCCCUCUCCCUGCACCUCCCCCCUGCUCCUCCGCCGCGCACACCACGACGCCCCCCCUGUGUCUGCAAGCGGACGGCACGCCGUCCUUCCUGCUCAUGGCGCUGCUGCGCGUGUGGACCACGCCCUACCGCCUGCGCAGGCGGGUGCGCCACGUGGCGCUCUCUGGUUCGCCGGUGUCGGAGGAGGGUGAGGUGGCGGUGCAGCGGUGGGUGGUGGGCGAGUGUGAGCGGCUGCUGGCGGCGCUGCCCACCACGGUGCAGCAGGACGAGGUGCUGCUCUCACACCUCACGGCGGGAGGGGGGGGCGCGGCGGAGGGGGUGCACGGGACCAUGGAGGGCGCACGGGUGGGAGGGGCGGGGUGUGCGAGCGGUGCUGGUGGUGACAUGGAUGGGGUGGGGUCGGAGGAUAAAGAGGACGGUUGUGGAGCGCAUGAGGGGGGCAGGACGGAAGGGGAGGAGGAGGAGCAGCAGAAGGCGGUGCUUGCUGUGCUGUGGCGGGUGGGGUACAAGAGGUUGCUGCAGCGAGGCAUGGCAGUGGCUCAGCGCGCCCUCCAUGCUGCCUCGCAGCGCAGCUAG
This is a messenger RNA of Closterium sp. Yama58-4, 2586 nucleotides long. The record is from the annotation of a GenBank genome assembly. NCBI's taxonomy places the organism in Eukaryota, Viridiplantae, Streptophyta, Zygnematophyceae, Desmidiales, Closteriaceae.